AUGGAUUAUUUUAAAAAUAUUAAUGAUCAUUCAACAGAAAAUAAUGAACCUUAGCUUGUAAAAAAGAUAUCUAUGGUGACUUUUUAAGAUAAUUACCUCGAAAAAAGACACUAAAGUACAUUUAAUAAUUAAGAAUCGCUUUUAAACUUAAAUAGAAGAAAGAGUAGCUUCAAAACAUUCAUAGGAUUUCAAAAUAACCUGAACUAGCAUAAUAAAGUUGUAAUCCAAUAGUUUUGUCCAAAGACAGAGGGCUCAUAACUUGACGAUUCUGAAGAUAUGAUUGAUGUUUUAAGGCCUAAAUAGAAAACUGAUUCACAAAAUAAUGCAAAUGAUUAGAAUAAAUAAUUAGAUUUUAAUAAAAGAAGAGCAUCGAUUUAUCCACAAAAUUUGGAAUCUGUUUUAAAAAAUAACAGGAGAUAGUCAUAUGUUUUUUAAAAGUAGUUUACUAUGAAUUUAAAUUCAUAAAAAUUGAUAAGUUAAGAUCAAAAUAGUGGUAAAUCUCUCAAUUAAAGAAGCUCAUAAUAUAUGCAGUAGAGAGUAAGUAUUAACUUAGAUAAGAAUUAGAUAAAUUCAUAGAGAUAGUUAGCCAGAGAGAGAUUAAAAAAAAUAUUCAGAAAGGGAAUGUUGCUAAAUAAAACAGUCAAAAUAUUUGCAUAAGUGAUAGGUGCAAGGUAUAUUCAAAAGAAAACCGAGUUCUUGUUUAGCAAGGACACUUACUUUAAAAUAGAUUUACAAAAAUCAAAGUAUUUCGAUGACAUGCUUUAAGGUAAAGGGUUAUUCUCUCGAGAAUACAUCAAUUCUUAAACUGAAUUUUUGAAGGCCCUUUUAAACUUGCAAAUAGACUUAUCUAAUUAAAUUCAUGCAGAGAUAGCAGUCAAUCUAUUGAAAAAGAAAAUAAAAUCUUAAUUAGAAAUGCAAUACUUAUCUAAAUGCCUAAUUAACCUUGAUUUAUUUAAGCAAAACUCCAAUAUUUUAGAAGAUUAGGACAGUUUAAAAAUAAUUUUCUCAGAGAUAAAUUAUGUUUUUUUUCCUAAAAACUCGAUCAUUUUCAAUUUCGGUGAAUAUGGGAACAAUUAUUAUGUUCUUCUGAAAGGAAAAGUUUAUUGCUUCAUACCUAAUUAGGAGAAGAAGGAUUAACUCAUUUUUUAGCAGAUGGAAAAUGAGAGGAGAGCUAUAAAAUCUAAGAAACUCAUACAGCUUUCAGGCCAAUAAAUAGAUAACUCUCCAGUUUCAUAUGAGUAUAUUAAAUCUCCAUUACAUAGAUUAAACUCUACAAAUCUUACUUGGAGCUCAAAAUAGAUAGAGCCAAAUAAGGUUGCUUUACACAAUUUUUAAAAUGAACGAAGAGGAAUAUCCCCAAAUAAACAAAGAGAUAAUAAUAAGAGUAGACAGCAAAAUCUUCUUUAUAAUUUAAUGAAUGAGAAUUAAUAGGAUAACUCUACUGAAGCAGAUAAUAUAAGCUUAACAGCAGAUGAUAAUAAUGAAUAAUUAGAUUGCUUUAACAUGAUUAUGAAACAGGCAUUCAAUUAAAGCAAAAAGGAAAUUACAAUAAACAAAAAAAAGUAAAACAAAACUAACUCAAAUAUAAAUGAAGAUAUUCAGUACUAACAGACAUAUUUUCCAGACAUGAAUAUGGUAAAGAUAUAUACUCCAGGUGAAGCGUUUGGUGAAAUUGCAUUAAUGACUAAGGAAAGAAGGACAGCAAGUAUGGUAUGCAAAGAAGAUUCUCACUUAAUGGUGCUAAGCAAAGAAGGUUUUGAGAAAAUUCUCGGAAGUUAUUAGUAGAGUAUUGUAAAACAAAAAGUGAGUUUUUUGAAAUCUUUUUCAUUUUUUGAAAAAGUAGCUAACAGCUAGUUAAUGAGCUUUUUGCAUUGCUUCAAAAUCCUUACUUUUACACCAAAAUCGACAAUUUAUCUAGAAAAUGAUCCUGCUAAUGAAAUUUAUUUGAUAAAAUCAGGAGAAGUCCAAAUCUAAAAGUAAAUUUAUGUUGAAUAAAAACUUCAACAGCAACUCAGUAGGGAAGCGAAUAGCUAAUCGAUGGAUUAAACAAAUAUAUUAUUCAACAAGCAUUUGCAGAAGAAUAGAAAGUAAUCUCAAAAGAGAAUAAUUUAAAUUAAAAGUUUAGGUCCAGUUUAAUAUUUUGGAUAGGAUGAAAUACUAUCUUAAGAGCCCAAAAGACUUUUUAGAGCAGUAGCCCUGUAACAAACCUAACUUUACAUAAUUAAUAAAAAGGAGUUUUUUAGUUUUCUGAAGUACCAAAAGUAACUGAAUAUAUUUAAAGAUUAGUGUCAAGUCAAAAAAACAUGGCUAAAGAACAGAGAAGAAGAAGUUACAUAAGUGGUUUCUCUCUAAGAAUCCAACCAAAAAACAUAUACUCCAAUAGAAAUAACUCCUUCCAAAACAUAAGAUCCCACAUUUUAAUUUAAUACAACUUCAUAAAAUUUAAAGUCUCUUAAAGAUAGUAAAUAAAACUCAACUUAUAUAAAUAAUACAUUCUCCAUAAAUAAUAAUAAUAAUAAUAAUAAUAAUAAUACUUUUAAUAACAACAAUUAUACUAAUAAUAACAAUACCAAUAGCAGUUUUUAAUCUCCUACUAUAAAACCCUAAGAAAAAUUUUUUUAAUUUUUUUAAACCUCAGUGAAUAAUUUUGAGAAAAAUUCACCAAUAUAAUAGAUUAAUUGGUAAUAAUAAUAUUUUUUCCCUUAGGAAUAAAGCUAAAUACCAAAUAUUUAGUUUCAAAAUGAAAGUACUAUUCAGUCUCCAUAAAGUAAAUCCAGCUAAAAUAACUUGGCUCAUCAAAAUAUAUUUUCAUCUUUAAAAAAAAAAAAAAAUAUGAAAAGCCAAAGUAUUAAUAAUGCUUCUAGCAUUAAAAAUAUUUUUCAAAAUCAGAAACUGCAACAAAUCAAUAAUCCCCAAAAAGAAGAGGAGGAAGAAAUCUUAUCUAAAUCUUCUAUUAAAUAAAGAGUUGUAAAAUUUUCAAAUGAUCUCCUCUAAAAUAAGAAAAAAACACUUGAAAAAAUAUCUAACAGAACAAGCAUAGAACUUAAAAAACCAGAUUAGCCAACUUCUCAUUACUUAGACUUAUAAAAGCUCUUAAAAAUAAAUGAAUAAAAUUAAGUAAUUAUGAAGGAGAUUCAAAGCAAGAAAUACUCAAAUGUUUCAGUAGAAAGAUUACAUACAGAUGGUCCAUACAAAAGCAAUAAUUUAGAUAAUAUUUUUGAUAUCUUAACAAGGUCAUCUAAAAAAGAAUAUAAAUAUGCAAAUUCUAAAAAUAAAUUCUUUUUUCCUGAAUAAAAUAACAAUAUAAUUUCUCCUAGAAGCGAAAAAAGUUGCAAUAACUUAAAAUCUUUUGGUAGAAUUAAUGAGAUGCCAUCAGAAUCACCUAUGACAACUCUCAGUUUUUCAAAUAGUAUUAAAAAACCAAACUACCUCUUAAAAUCUUUCCUUUCAAAACCUUAGUUGGACAUAUAAAAAAAAUCAAAUUAAAAUGAAUCUUUUAUAAAAAGUGGUAUAGAUUUACAAGAAAAAAAUGAUGAUUCUUUCUAAAAUAGAUACACAAAACACGUUAAUCAAUCAGAUUUGAGUUUAAUUAAUAAUUUUACAUAUGCAAAUUACUAUAAUAAAAAUACAAUUACCAACACUCAUAAAGCAAUAAACAGAUCUUAAGAUUUUAAAAUAAGUGUUCCGAAAAAUUUGUAAGCGAAUCAAAGUUUAAAUGAACUUAAGAUUAAAAGCUCAGAAAGUUCUCCGCUGAGUAUUUAUUAUGAUAAGUAAGAUGACAUAAAAGAAGAUGAAAUUUAGAAAGAAAAAGAAGUCUAAUUAUCUUUCACUAGUUUUAUCUAGCAAAACUCAGAUCCAGUGACAAAUUAAACACAAACUGUUUAAAAAAAUAAAAAAAAUGAAUUUUAAUAAUUUUUUUAAAAUAAUGAAGUUUUAAAAAAUAAAAGCAUUCUUAAAAUUAUCAAAUUUUAAUAAAAAAACAAGUAUAUUUUUAAGUAGCUAUAAUAAUACAAUAGCAGCACAUUUGACAACAGCUUAUAGGAUCAAUAAACAAAUAAAUAAUUUUCUUGA
Molecule: messenger RNA, 4071 nt
Organism: Tetrahymena thermophila SB210
Lineage: Eukaryota; Ciliophora; Oligohymenophorea; Hymenostomatida; Tetrahymenidae
Product: cyclic nucleotide-binding domain protein
Exons: 8
Source: RefSeq, a predicted model, not a curated record